AUGUUCUCAGCAGCACGACAGACGGCCCUGCGGCAAGCCCGCUCAUCAUGUCUCCGCCCUAGAGUCACCUCCCCCUUGUCGCGCGAUGUUGCCCUCGCCCGCCUGCUCUCGACACUGGCUGUCCUGGAACAAAGAGAGGGAAAGCUGAACAUGUCAUCGCUGGCCGCCGUCUCGGCUGCCAUGAAGCUCGGUGGUUCCAUUACUGGUUUCGUCGCCGGCUCCAACGUAAAGGCCGUUGCUGAGGAGGCCGCAAAGGUUGAGGGACUCGAGAAGGUCAUCUACGUCGACAAUGCUUCGUACGACAAGGGUCUGCCCGAAAACUUCGCCCCGUUGCUCGUCGAGAACAUCAAGAAGGGAGGCUUCACACAUGUCUUCGCUGGCCACUCGGCCUUUGGCAAGAACUUGAUGCCUCGAGUCGCCGCCCUGCUCGACGUUCAGCAAAUCUCAGACAUCACCAACAUCGAGUCCGAAGACACCUUCGUCCGUCCUAUCUACGCCGGCAACGCCAUCCUCACCGUCCAAACCGAUGACAGCCCCAAGGUCGUUACCGUCCGUGGUACUGCUUUCCCUUCAGGCGCCGCAGAGGGCGGUAGCGCCUCUGUCGAAGAGGGUGUCGACCCCAAGGCCGAGUGCCCUACCGAGUGGAUCAGCGAAGACCUCGCUACCUCGGACCGCCCUGAUCUCGCUACCGCCGAGAAGGUCGUCUCAGGAGGCCGUGGUCUCAAGUCCAAGGAAGAGUUCGACCGCAUCAUGCCCCCGCUCGCCGACGCCCUUGGUGCCGCCAUUGGUGCCUCUCGUGCUGCUGUCGACAGCGGUUUCGCAGACAACAGUUUGCAGGUCGGUCAGACCGGAAAGAACGUCGCUCCUCAGCUCUACCUUUGCGCCGGUAUUAGUGGUGCCAUCCAGCAUCUUGCUGGUAUGAAGGACAGCAAGGUCAUCGCCGCCAUCAACAAGGACGCCGACGCACCCAUUUUCCAAGUCGCUGAUGUUGGUCUUGUCGGCGAUCUCUUCGAGAAGGUCCCCGAGUUGACCGAGAAGCUCAAGCAAUAG
Aureobasidium pullulans EXF-150 is the source of this 1050-nucleotide messenger RNA. Its product is annotated as electron transfer flavo protein, alpha subunit. Gene Ontology annotation, molecular function: electron transfer activity; flavin adenine dinucleotide binding. Bases 1 to 1050 code for a protein of 349 amino acids. The record is from RefSeq and is a predicted model, not a curated record. Gene Ontology annotation, cellular component: mitochondrion. The transcript has 2 exons. NCBI's taxonomy places the organism in Eukaryota, Fungi, Ascomycota, Dothideomycetes, Dothideales, Saccotheciaceae.